Molecule: messenger RNA, 1798 nt
Organism: Gracilinanus agilis (Agile Gracile Mouse Opossum)
Lineage: Eukaryota; Metazoa; Chordata; Mammalia; Didelphimorphia; Didelphidae
Gene: ALDOB
Product: aldolase, fructose-bisphosphate B
Exons: 9
Coding region: 143-1237 (364 amino acids)
Biological process (GO): glycolytic process; fructose 1,6-bisphosphate metabolic process
Cellular component (GO): cytosol
Molecular function (GO): fructose-bisphosphate aldolase activity; fructose-1-phosphate aldolase activity
Source: RefSeq, a predicted model, not a curated record
AACAACCGUAAUAACACAAGAGGCCCCUUGUCUCAAGCACUAUAAAAACGUUUGUAUCCUCCCAGUUCUUCCUAUUUGGCAGCUGCCUCCUCAUCAGGAACUUCUUUCACCUAAAGACUCUCUCCACCAACAAUCCAUCACCAUGGCCCACCGUUUUCCAGCCCUCACCGCUGAGCAGAAGAAGGAGCUCUCAGACAUUGCUAAACGCAUUGUUGCUGAUGGCAAGGGGAUCCUGGCUGCAGAUGAGUCUGUUGGUACCAUGGGCAAUCGCCUGCAGAGGAUCAAGGUAGAGAAUACAGAAGAAAACCGCCGCCAGUUCCGAGAAAUUCUCUUCUCUGUGGACAAAUCCAUCAACCAGAGCAUUGGAGGGGUGAUCCUUUUCCAUGAGACUCUCUAUCAGAAGGAUAGCCAAGGAAAGUGGUUCAGAGACAUCCUCAAGGAAAAGGGGAUUGUGGUGGGAAUCAAGCUGGACCAAGGUGCUGCCCCCCUGGCAGGAACAAAUCAAGAAACAACCAUUCAAGGCUUGGAUGGGCUCUCUCAGCGCUGUGCCCAGUAUAAGAAGGACGGUUGUGACUUUGGGAAGUGGAGGGCUGUGCUGAAGAUCGGUGACCAGUGUCCUUCCAACCUGGCCAUCCAGGAGAAUGCUAAUGCACUGGCCCGCUAUGCCAGUAUCUGCCAGCAGAAUGGGCUGGUGCCCAUUGUGGAGCCAGAAGUCAUCCCUGAUGGAGAUCAUGACCUUGAGCAUUGCCAAUAUGUCUCUGAGAAGGUCCUGGCCGCCGUCUACAAGGCCCUGAGUGACCACCACGUCUACCUGGAGGGAACACUCCUGAAGCCCAACAUGGUGACAGCCGGGCACGCUUGCACCAAGAAGUACACCCCCGAACAGGUGGCUCUGGCCACCGUCACCACUCUGCACCGCACAGUCCCGGCUGCUGUUCCUGGCAUCUGCUUUCUAUCUGGAGGCAUGAGUGAAGAUGAUGCAACUCUCAAUCUAAAUGCCAUCAACCUUUGCCCACUGCCCAAGCCCUGGAAGCUAAGUUUCUCGUAUGGGCGGGCCCUGCAGGCCAGUGCACUUUCUGCCUGGGGGGGCAAAGCUGCAAACAAGAAGGCAACUCAGGAGGCAUUUGUGAAGCGGGCUCAGGCAAACUGCCAGGCAGCCAAAGGACAGUAUGUUCAUUCAGGUUCAUCUGGUUCUGCUGCCAGCCAAUCCCUUUUCACUCCCUGCUACACCUAUUAGUAUCCUGGGGACCUCUUUCCCACCACUGCCCCAGCUCCUCUUUGCAUGUCAUUAGGAGGCUACUGAGAAGGGAAUCUAUUUCAACCCAAAGUGGAAACUGUGAAAAUUCUGAUUGGACUUAUUGGUAACACAACACACUUUAAAUCCUUAAACUCAGAAUAAACAUUAGUUCUCUCCACAUAAGCAGACACACACAUAGCUCUUCACCAUUCCCUAUACCUCCCUGUAACUCUCACUAAAACUGAUUUUCACAAAAACUAUUCCUUGUUAGUGGGGAAACUGGGUAACAGCUUCAACCCUUCCUGUGCUAAGCUAAACACUUACAAAUACGAAAAAGAAGACCAUCCUUGCCUUCAAGGAUGCUCUUCCUCCCCAUAGCUUAAAGAUAAUUAGUUUUGUUUUUUUAAAAGCCACCUUUCUGCCAUGAAUAACAGUCAUCUAAUGAAACACUUCUCAAAGCUAUAGACUGAUGAGUAUUUCUUACCAAGUAAUUAUGGCAGUCUGCAAACCAGUUCUUGCAAUGAAAAAUAAAUAAAACCUUUUAUAAACACUUGGCAUACA